AUGGACCUUAAUAAGCUUUUCGUUACUCUUUUUCUACUUGCUCUCCGGGCUCAUGCGUUCGCAUUUCCCGCUCCUGUUUUGACCAAUGAAUCAACUGCCGCUAUCGAAUGCAAAAAACAUACGGUUCACAAUGGCGACACCUGUUUUAGCAUCACCAGGGCGAACAACAUCACCUAUACACAAAUUCUCGCUUGGAACAACGAUCUCAGACCUGCCUGCGCAAACAUAAAGGAAUUCUUGGGCAAGAAUAUUUGUAUCAGCAACCCUUCAGGCAAAUUAUUCAUUCCCAACAACUCGCGCGGAGCCACGACUACUAUCUCCACCCAAGCACCUAAGCCGACUCCAGUACUUGAUAAGACUAAUGAGCAUUGUGGGCAAUUCUAUAAAAUCGCCAAAGGAGAUGACUGUUCAACUAUUGAAGCCAAGUUUGGCACAUCGCUGGAAGAUUUGCCAGUGGGAAAUAUAUCUACUUACCCAGGAUAUGGCGGAGCUCAAACUGAUGAUGCCAUGUGGGUUGAGCUGCCUAUGAAGUCAGUACCGAGGAGGGAUAUUAUGGCCUCGUAUAGGGCUAGCAAGCCAGUGAUCCCGAUGGCAAAUGGUACACGCCGAGAUUGCAAUUUGUUUUACAAGGUGAAGAAAGGAGACGAAUGCUCCGGUAUUGCCGCUCAUACGAAAAUCGACCUCGAAGAUUUUUAUAAAUGGAAUCCGGCCGUCAAGGUUGACUGCUCUGGACUUCAAGCCGAGGUAUACGUUUGUGUUGAGCGCACCGGACCUGAAAUUGCGCGGCCUGCAAUGAUCCCUGGGUUAAAGACGGUGGCUGAGCCCAAGAUGACUACUGUGAUGGUCUACUGA
Trichoderma gamsii is the source of this 852-nucleotide messenger RNA. RefSeq lists its product as hypothetical. The record is from RefSeq and is a predicted model, not a curated record. NCBI's taxonomy places the organism in Eukaryota, Fungi, Ascomycota, Sordariomycetes, Hypocreales, Hypocreaceae. The coding region runs from base 1 to 852 and encodes 283 amino acids. The transcript is spliced from 5 exons.